Messenger RNA from Onychostoma macrolepis, 2600 nucleotides. RefSeq names its product procollagen-lysine, 2-oxoglutarate 5-dioxygenase 3 (gene plod3). The record is from RefSeq and is a predicted model, not a curated record. The transcript has 19 exons. Bases 121 to 2319 code for a protein of 732 amino acids. Gene Ontology annotation, cellular component: endoplasmic reticulum. Lineage: Eukaryota; Metazoa; Chordata; Actinopteri; Cypriniformes; Cyprinidae. Gene Ontology annotation, molecular function: procollagen-lysine 5-dioxygenase activity; L-ascorbic acid binding; iron ion binding. Gene Ontology annotation, biological process: peptidyl-lysine hydroxylation.
GAGCGGAAGCGAGGCGGUUUCUUCAAGUUGACGGUAAAAUUCCUGCCCUGCGUUCGCGAACUUCGGGAGAGUUCUUCCCCGGAGCGACGGGAAAACCGGACAGAACCGAAGCCGAGCGCGAUGACUGCGGUGCGCCUGAUCCUGACCCUGAUUCUGGGCGCCGUUCAGCUCUGCCGAACCGAACCAAGGCCCGGGAAACCCAAUGAGCUGUUGGUGAUCACCGCCGCGACUGAAGUGACCGAUGGCUACCUGAGGUUCAUGCGCACCAUCCGACAGUUCAACUACACCAUUCAGGUUCUGGGUCUGGGUGAGGAGUGGAAGGGUGGAGAUGUGGCCCGGACCGUCGGCGGAGGUCAGAAGGUUCGAUGGCUGAAGAAAGAACUUGAGAAACACAAAGACAAACAAAACACGGUCAUCAUGUUUGUAGACAGUUAUGAUGUGAUUUUAGCCAGCGGUCCAGAGGAGCUGCUCAGGAAGUUUUCUCGUUUCUCUCAUCGCGUGGUUUUCUCCGCCGAGGGCUUCUGCUGGCCGGACCAGAGACUGGCGUCCAAAUAUCCAGUAGUGCAUCACGGCAAACGCUACCUCAACUCUGGAGGUUUCAUCGGCUAUGCUCCUGAGAUUUAUGCCUUAGUGAAGCAGUGGAAAUACAAGGACAAUGAUGACGACCAGCUAUUCUACACGCGCAUCUACCUGGAUAAAGAGCAGAGGAGGAAGUUCAACAUCACGCUGGACCACAAAUCCCAAAUUUUUCAGAAUCUCAAUGGAGCCAUAGAGGAAGUGGUCCUCAAGUUUGAGAAAUCCAGAGUCAGAGCUCGGAACGUGGCCUAUGACACACUUCCUGUCGUUAUCCAUGGCAACGGCCCAACUAAGCUCCAGCUGAAUUAUCUGGGUAACUACGUGCCGACGGCGUGGACGUACGAACACGGAUGUGGGAUCUGUGACGAUGAUUUUCUGGACCUGAGCGGUCUGUCUGACGAGGAGAUGCCGCUGGUGCAUGUCGCUGUGUUUAUCGAGCAGGCAACGCCGUUUCUCGAAGAAUUUCUGGAGAGACUCGCAACUUUGAACUAUCCGCACACACGCUUACGACUUUUCAUACACAACAACGUUGUGCAUCACGAGCAGCAUGUGGAGCGGUUCUGGACACGUCAUCGCUCGCUGUUCCCUGGGGCAAGAAUUGUCGGACCAGAAGAAAAUCUCAAACAAGACCAGGCCAGAAACAUGGCAGUAGAGGCGUGUAAGAAGGACGUCUCCUGCGAUUAUUUCUUCAGCAUCGACUCUGAUGUUGCUCUGACCAAUCCAGAUAUUUUGCGGGUUCUUAUUGAAGAAAACAAGGUUGUGAUCGCGCCCAUGCUGUCUCGACACGGGAAGCUCUGGUCGAACUUCUGGGGUGCUCUGAGUCCAGAGGGCUUUUACUCACGCUCGGAAGACUACAUCGACAUCGUCCAGAGCAAGAGAGUCGGAUUGUGGAACGUUCCCUACAUCACUCAGGUCUAUCUGAUCCGCGGAGAGACUCUGCGCACGCGUCUGGCCGCCGUUUCUCUCUACCAGCAGGAGGGCAUGGAUUCAGACAUGAGCUUCUGCAGGAGCAUCCGCGAGCAGGGCAUCUUCAUGUUCGUGUCCAACAGGGAUGAGUUCGGCCGUCUGAUCUCCUCCACGAAUUACAACAUCAGCCGUCUUCAUCCGGACAUGUGGCAGAUAUUCGACAACCCAGUGGACUGGAGAGAGAAAUACAUCCAUGAGAAUUACUCCAAGAUUUUUGAUGAGGAUGAGAACAUCGUUGAGCAGCCCUGUCCAGACGUCUACUGGUUUCCAGCGUUUUCUGACAGAAUGUGUGAUGAGCUUGUGGAGACCAUGGAGGAUUUCGGUGGAUGGUCUGGAGGAAGACACAACGAUGAACGGUUAACUGGAGGUUAUGAGAACGUUCCUACAGUCGAUAUUCACAUGAAUCAGAUCCAGUUUGAGAAAGAGUGGCUAAAGUUCCUCAAAGACUACAUCGUUCCUGUGACGGAGAAACUCUACCCAGGAUACUAUCCGAAGGCUCAGGCUGUGAUGAAUUUUGUGGUUCGUUAUCGUCCUGAUGAGCAGCCUUCGCUCCGUCCGCAUCACGAUUCCUCCACGUUCACCAUUAACAUUGCGCUCAACAGAAAAAACAUUGAUUAUGAGGGCGGAGGCUGUCGGUUUCUGCGUUACGACUGUACGGUCGAGUCUCCCAGGAAGGGCUGGUCGUUCAUGCAUCCGGGCCGUUUGACGCACUAUCACGAGGGGCUUCCCGUCACACAAGGAACGCGAUACAUCAUGGUGUCAUUCGUUGACCCUUGAAACUCUGUCUGUGUGUGUGUGUGUUUGUGUUUGUUUCUCUGUAAAUUAACAAACGAGAUGUUACAUAUGAGCGGAUCGUCACAGAUCCGAGGCCAGACAUUCACUCUUUCAACACAAAUCAACCUUAAAGCUUGAUGAGAAGAGUAUUUUUACUUGAUUUUAUAGAAUAAUCGAAUCACAGAUGUUUUUUAAAAAGCUUUAGUCCUCAGUUAGCUUUUGUACUCGGGCUUUGUACAAACCGCUUUAAAUUAUUUGUUGCCUUUUGAAAAUAAAUAUUGGAA